Messenger RNA from Acanthamoeba castellanii str. Neff, 2649 nucleotides. Its product is annotated as ankyrin repeat-containing protein. The transcript has 24 exons. Lineage: Eukaryota; Discosea; Longamoebia; Acanthamoebidae. Bases 1 to 2649 code for a protein of 882 amino acids. The record is from RefSeq and is a predicted model, not a curated record. Gene Ontology annotation, cellular component: nucleus; cytoplasm. Gene Ontology annotation, molecular function: protein binding.
AUGGUCGAAUCCUUUCCCAAUGUGGAGACCCUGGCCUUGGCCUGCGCCGAACUCGAGAGCUUAAACGGGAAGGGUUACUUCUCGCUGACUCAAGAGCUGAGCUAUCUAACGAACCUCAAGCACUUGGACAUUUCCUACGUCCCGGUGGACAAGAGCGACGAGAGCCUAGCGACCAAUUUGAACUUGAAGACUCUCAUCUCGAUUCAAGAAACCGGCCCUUACGGGAACAGACCAACGCGCGUCAGACCUCAUCACAGGGACGCCAUGACCGCCAAAUACAUCUUCGCUCAGGGUGGCCUCGAUGAUCAGAGCCUGGUCUCGUCUGUGACCAAUCCGGCUUGCUUUGACCUCGCCGGCCGCACGCUUUUGCAUCGCGCCGCGGAUGACCCCAAGCGCAUUGCACAGCUGCGACAGUUGGUGGACGAAUCGGGCCACGUCGACGCGCCGCUUGCUGCCGGAUUGGACAAUGCUGUUGGCGUCACGGACAUGUACAAUCGGUUCAUCCACAGCGCCAAGCGCAGGGUAAGCGAUCGGUUGGGCGGGUUGAGCUUCCCGUCGCCCGUCUCGUCCGAGAGACGCAAUCAGGCGACAGCCAUGCAAACCAGACCCAUGCUGCUCACACCUCAGGCCGAAGCCCCCGGGUCGACCGCACUUCACAUAGCGUGCACGAAUGACAACCACGAGGCGGUGGCGUACCUGCUGGCCAAGGGCGCUGACGUGAACGCUAUGAAUGACAUAGGGCAAACCCCGUUGAUGUUGGCGUGUCACUACGGCAACCUGCUGGCGGUUUCGGCAUUGGUUGCCACCGGGCGCGUCCUCAUCAACCUCCAGGACAAUCAGCUCUUCGAACUUCUCUUUGGUGCGGGCGCCAACGUCAACCAGCCCAACUACAAUGGAUUCUCGGCGCUUCACUUGGCCUGCAUGGCCCGCAACCCUGCUCUCGUGGUCUACCUGCUCUCGCGCGGCGCCUCGGUGAGUGUGGGGAUCAGCCCGCUUUUCUGCCUGGCUGGCGAUGGCGAGCUCUCGGUUUUCGCCACCCAGUCACGGGAUGUCGGCGUCUUGGUCGACGUUCUUGUCGACGCUGGCUGCCCGGUCAACGCGGUCAACGAGACGGGCAAAACGUUGCUGCACGUGGCCUGCCAGGACCGCGACGCAGACUUGGCCGAGGCCCUGCUGCGCCAUGCCGACGUCGACGUAAACUUGGCCGAUGCUGUCGGAUGGGCAGAGCGUUCGCUCCGUCUUCGAUGCCGUCCCGCCGCGCCGCCCUCGCCGCCGCGACCGGGCCUCGCAUCCAUGCUUCUCAGUCGACAGGCCAACGUCAAUGCCACCGCCACUGACCCCCGACCAGAAGAGGACAAGAAGGAGAAAAGCAAGGUUGUCUCCUUCAUGCGCAAGCUCAUCAAAUCAGGCGCGGACGUCAACGCCAAGGACGCUCGAGGGUGGACCGCCCUGCACGCAGUGUGCGCUUCGAGCCACCUCGAAGCCGUUGGUUUGCUGUUGGCCCAUGGCGCCAACGUCAAUGCCCGCGAUUUCAAGUACUCGCACGCUCAGCUCCUCGGCCCUAACAACUCGGAGUUUGAAGUGCGAGCACCGGCGAUAGUGGGACGGUCCGGACCAAUCCAGAGGCGGGAACAACCACCUGCGAGUGAGGCCGACUCGUGGACCAUUUGCAAGUUGCUCCUCGGCCACGGUGCUCAGUUCGAUGUUGUCGAUGAAGUCGAGGGCGAGACUGCGCUGCACUUGUUGACGCGCGCCGGCACCGGACCACAAAACGGUCUGCUGGCCUGGGCUGUCGUGCAGCUCAAGGACCACGGGGUCUUCCACCUGCGAAAUGCCAAGGGCGAGACUCUGCUGCACAGUGCGAUUGCUUGCAACAACUCCAAGCUGGUGUCGAUUCUCUUGCAGCACGGCGCCGACAAGAGCCUCAGGUCCCACCUGGGCGAAACUGCGCUCCACACGGCACUGCGCCUGCGCCUUCAGAGUGCGACGCGUAUUCGAAGUCUGUCCGAACAGCCCGCCGAGUCCUGCGAUUCGGCCCUCUGGCCCACCUCGGCCCAGAUCUCGCCGCACCAAGCCUAUUGGCCCACCAGCGAGGUCAGCGAGCAGAACAUCGUGGCCCUCGUGGCUCGCGGGCUGACCGAAGAAGAGUGCACUGCGAGGGACUGCUUCGGCCUCACCGCGCUCCACUGGGCCGUCGCUUUGGGUGCCCUGCCCCUGCCCCACUUCCUCUUCCUGUCCCACGCCGCCGCGUGGCUCGGAGCGAAUGCCCCGAGGGCAACGCAGGACAAGAGCCUGUCGCGCCUUGCGGUCCUGUCGCUCUUUAUCGUGAACCACAUCCUGACUCACUUCAAGGACCGAGUGAUGGAUGCAGUGGAUGAGCGUGGCGACACGGCGCUACACAGGCUGGCCGAAAUGCGGCGGAUCACUACUCUCAUGGCUGUUUCUUCUCAGGCCAGUUUGAUCGUAAGAGCUCAGAUGCCGACAUCGACGACGUCUUCCUGCGGGAGGCCUUCGGGGAGCUCACUUCGGCGGCGUCGCAGAUCGAGCAACGCCUCUUUUCGCGGGAGGGCACGACGACGAUCGAGGAGGAGCCGCUCCACAAGCGGCGGACCUCCCCCGCAGCAGCAGCAGCUGUUGUGGAGCUCUUGA